AGUAUUUUGAAUAGUUAGUGGUAGAAUUUUCUGCAUAAAGAUAGUCCUAACACUAUAUACAGUCAUUUCCUAACAGUAUAUUUAGGCUAGUUAGUAAAAUCCACAUGAACUGUAACAUCCUUACAUUAGAACUAGUCGAGAGGGCUUUAACAGUAUCAUACUCUAUUAAAAAGCAGCACAGUAGAGAGAGGAUUUGGAAAAUAACAAGUUGGUUUAAAUUGCAAUCAACUAAUAAUAAUAAAUAUAUUAAUUUAUUGUUAAUUAGAACAAGCUGGAUAGCAAAGAGCUAGAAAUACUCAAGUAGGUGUCAGCUUUUAACAUAAGCCUCUUCUACAAGACUUGAUGUUAUAGACCCAACAAAAAUCUGUUCUUUCUUCUUGUGCCAAACAGGUAAACAGGCAAAAAUAUCAAUGGGAGAAGAAAACCAAACCUUUGUGUACAAGUUUAUCUUCCUGGGCCUUUCACAGGACUUGCAGACCCAGAUCCUCCUAUUUAUCCUUUUCCUCAUCAUUUAUCUGCUGACUCUGCUUGGAAAUCUGCUCAUCAUCAUUCUCGUCUUCAUGGAUUCUCACCUUCACACACCUAUGUAUUUUUUUCUUAGAAAUCUUUCCUUUGCAGAUCUCUGUUUCUCUACUAGCAUUGUCCCUCAGGUGUUGGUUCACUUCCUGGUAAAGAGGAAAACCAUUUCUUUUUAUGGGUGUAUGACACAGAUAAUUGUCUUUCUUCUGGUUGGGUGUACAGAGUGUGCGCUGCUGGCUGUGAUGUCCUAUGACCGGUAUGUGGCUGUCUGCAAGCCCUUGCACUACUCCACCAUCAUGACCCAACGGGUGUGUCUCUGGUUGUCCCUUGGGUCCUGGGCCAGUGGGGCACUAGUGUCUUUAGUAGAUACCAGCUUUACUUUCCAUCUUCCCUACUGGGGAGGCAAUAUUAUCAAUCACUACUUUUGUGAACCUCCUGCUCUCUUGAAGCUGGCUUCUGCAGACACUUACAGCACAGAAAUGGCUAUUUUUUCAAUGGGCGUGGGAAUCCUCCUGGCCCCUGUCUCCAUGAUUCUUGUUUCUUAUUGGAAUAUUAUCUCCACUGUUAUCCAAAUGCGGUCUGGGGAAGCAAGGCUCAAGGCUUUUUCCACCUGUGGCUCCCAUCUUAUUGUUGUUGUCCUCUUUUAUGGGUCAGGAAUUUUCACCUACAUGCGGCCAAACUCCAAGACUACAAAAGAAAGGGAUAAAAUGAUAUCUGUGUUCUAUACAGUGGUGAGUCCAAUGCUGAACCCCAUAAUUUAUAGUCUGAGAAACAAAGAUGUCAAAGGGGCUCUCAGGAAACUGGCUGGGAGAAAGUCCUUCUCUCAUAGGCAGUGACCUCUGAGUCCAACUUUUAGAGCUAUGGUAACAUCCUUUAAAA
Molecule: messenger RNA, 1398 nt
Organism: Saimiri boliviensis boliviensis (Bolivian squirrel monkey)
Lineage: Eukaryota; Metazoa; Chordata; Mammalia; Primates; Cebidae
Gene: OR2D3
Product: olfactory receptor family 2 subfamily D member 3
Biological process (GO): G protein-coupled receptor signaling pathway
Cellular component (GO): membrane
Molecular function (GO): olfactory receptor activity; G protein-coupled receptor activity
Source: RefSeq, a predicted model, not a curated record